Molecule: messenger RNA, 207 nt
Organism: Echinops telfairi (small Madagascar hedgehog)
Lineage: Eukaryota; Metazoa; Chordata; Mammalia; Afrosoricida; Tenrecidae
Product: small ubiquitin-related modifier 2-like
Exons: 2
Coding region: 1-207 (68 amino acids)
Biological process (GO): protein sumoylation
Cellular component (GO): nucleus
Molecular function (GO): protein tag activity; ubiquitin-like protein ligase binding
Source: RefSeq, a predicted model, not a curated record
AUGGCCGACGAGAAACCCAAGGGAGUCAAGACUGAGAACAACGAUCAUAUUAAUUUGAAGGUGGCGGGGCAGGAUGGUUCUGUGGUGCAGUUUAAGAUUAAAAGGCAUGCGCCACUUAGCAAACUAAUGAAAGCCUAUUGUGAACGACAGGACCCACCUGCCCAGUUGGAAAUGGAGGACGAAGAUACAAUGGAUGUGUUCCAGUAG